Molecule: messenger RNA, 2070 nt
Organism: Pyricularia grisea
Lineage: Eukaryota; Fungi; Ascomycota; Sordariomycetes; Magnaporthales; Pyriculariaceae
Exons: 1
Coding region: 1-2070 (689 amino acids)
Cellular component (GO): mitochondrion; cytoplasm
Molecular function (GO): ATP binding; ATP hydrolysis activity
Source: RefSeq, a predicted model, not a curated record
AUGAGGCGUCGGCUCAGUUCAACUGCGGCGGUCACCAUAACCGACCCCCUCGUCAAGUACCAGUCCCUAGUCCAAACGGGUGUCUAUCUUCCCGAUCCGGCCCAACACCGAUUGGCUCUCCACCUGCAGAAGCUCUAUAAGAGGCUCAAGGACUAUGUCCCGUCGCCAGAGUACCGUUCCCGUCUUCGGCAGGUGACCAAGGCAGUCGAGGCUUCCACUCGAUCUACCGUCGGCGAUGACCUGGCAGCCCCAGGCCAUCCGCUCCGGAGGAACCCGUUGUUUGCGCGCUUCUUUAAGCCGGAUGGAGAGGCCCAAGCGAGCGCCGAUGCAAAGGCGCUCACCCGUGUGCUGACGAGCCACCAAGCCGCCCUCGAGGCGGACUCGCCGCGCGGCCUGUUCCUCUCGGGCGAGGUGGGCACUGGCAAGUCUAUGCUUCUGGAUCUGUUGGCCGACGGGUUACCCACGCGGCUGAAGCGGCGAUGGCAUUUCAACACAUUCAUGCUGCACGCAUUUUCGCGGCUAGAGCAGUACCGACGGCAGCAGGGCCUGGGCGGGGGUGCCGGUGGCGGCGAUGACGCGAACAAUUAUUCGCUCAUCUGGCUGGCCAAGGAGAUGGUCGAGUCCAGUCCCAUCCUGUUUCUGGACGAAUUCCAACUGCCAGACCGUGCGGCAAGCAAGCUCCUCAGCAACCUCUUUAUUGCCUUCUUCCAGCUUGGAGGGGUUCUGGUGGCGUCGUCCAACCGCGUGCCCGAGGAGCUUGAGCGUGCCUCUGGUAUCACCUUUACGCCGCCUGCCGUCGGUGGUCUGGUCCACAGGCUCUUUGUGAGUAUGGGAGCCACGAAUCCAAAGAGAAGUGGCGAGCUUUUCGGUUCAUCGAGCGACUUUGCUGCAUUUCUCGAGGUUCUCAAAGCCAGGUGUGACUUCUUCCACAUCGAGGGAGCCAAGGACUGGAGGCGGAGGGACGAUGCACCCAAUUUAAGUGAUGCAUUUUCUGCUACGCAGCAUCAUUUACCUACAUUUGCUGGGCUUUCUGACGUCGGAGCGAUAGGCGCUGUUGGUGACACAUCUGCACCACCGUCCUCUACAAACCAAGAGCCUGGAAAUAAUAGUACCUUGCCACGCAAGUACUUCUUAAGCUCUGAAGCAGACGGUGCGAACGAAGUGCUGCUCACUUCUGAAAUGGCUUCGGCAGACUGGCAACCAGCCGAGUUGUCGGUGUACGGUCGGCGCGUUGUGGUGCCCAAGCAACAUGAGGGCGUCGCUCUAUGGACAUUCCAUGAUCUUGUCUCGUCUCUGGGACCAGCCGACUAUAUCACCUUGGCUUCAAACUAUCACACUUUUAUUAUCGACAAUGUACCGGUUCUACCAACAUCCAAGAAAAAUGAAGCACGGAGAUUUAUCACAUUUCUAGACGCACUGUACGAGGCAAGAUGUAAGCUCGUGGUCAGGGCUCAGGCGGGACCUGAUGACAUCUUUUUCCCAGACAUGAGACCAUCAAAAUCUUCGGGUAUUGCCGGUAGCAAUAAGGAUAAUAUCGGGCCGGUGGAGGAUGGAGACGCAACAUACUCCGAAACCGUUGCCGAAGUGUACCAGGACCAACUGGCGCCCUUCCGGCCCAACAUAUCUACUUACGAAUCCGAAGCGCGCACUUCAAAGUACAACCCGGAUCAAGACUCUGAUUUUGGCCUGGAUGAUCCCCACAACCCCAAGACCGGAUUGUUGGCACAUGGCAACAAGCACUCGGUGAACUUUGCAGACGCCGGCGCCUUCACAGGAGAGGAUGAACGUUUCGCCUACCGCCGGGCAGCAAGCCGGCUCUGGGAGCUCUGCAGCGCCAGGUGGCAUGCGCGCGAGGAGCCUGGGUGGUGGCGGCCGCUCCCUGUAGAGGCUAGACACUGGGAGGGAAGGUCCGUGACCAAACCGAUGGGCCCAAGUACUCAUCUGAAUCAUCGAGUCCGCCUCAAGACAGAUGCACAUAUGGGACCAUCCAUUGUAUUGGACGAGCCAGCAGGUCUCGAGCGCUUCAGGCUCGCCGAACUGAGGAAGGGAAGCUCCGAUCCAGGUAACUGA